This is a messenger RNA of Aspergillus udagawae, 4908 nucleotides long. Its product is annotated as putative gelsolin repeat protein. The transcript has 3 exons. NCBI's taxonomy places the organism in Eukaryota, Fungi, Ascomycota, Eurotiomycetes, Eurotiales, Aspergillaceae. The record is from RefSeq and is a predicted model, not a curated record. Gene Ontology annotation, biological process: actin filament severing; barbed-end actin filament capping. Bases 1 to 4908 code for a protein of 1635 amino acids. Gene Ontology annotation, molecular function: phosphatidylinositol-4,5-bisphosphate binding; actin filament binding.
AUGACAAUUACUUCCGAUGCGGACGGUUCAAAGGAUGUCAAUGACUUCCUCCAGCGGAUUCGGGAGCUAGGCGAGAAACGUGAUAAGGAGGACGAGGAACGGACCAAGAAGUUGGAGGAGGAAAUCAUGCAGAGUCGCAAGGAGAGGCAGGCUCGAAGAGCUGAACGAGCGCGGUCAAUUUCGCCAACAAAGGACUCCCCCAUCCUGGAUUCCGCUCGUUUGAGCAUUUCUUCCCUCAGCCAACGUGGGAUCGAGCCUCCGGAACAACUCUCGCCCACACCUCGGACACCUGAACAUGCCACAGGCGCCAGAUUCGACCCCUUUCGAGAUGACACGUCAAUUGGUACGGAUGGUGAUCUGGAAGGGUCAAAACUAGACGGGAGGGAGAUGGAAUCCUCACCAAGAGCAACUACUACCUCACCUCUUGCGCGCAGUAGAGCAGGGACCCUGUCCUGGCAGCAACGACCGUCUUCACGGGAUACGAGCGGCAAUAGAUCGUUUUUCCCUCCCUCUCCUACGCGCUCACCGACCCGUCUCAAUCGCCUGAGUGGGCUGUCUAAUUUCUCGAACGAUGAUCACAAAAAUCUUCGCAGUCCGCUGACGCUUUCGCCUUCCUCUAAGGAUGUUCCCGCCGCUCAGAAAACAAGAGCGGAGGAAACUCCCGACUCAAUUACUAGAGAGGUUGCCAAGGAGAAGCCGGACGCUGAAAAGACUGGUCAGGGUUCAAUUAACACAAACGACGAAGGCACGGAAUCGAAUCCAGAAUUUCCCCCUGGAGAUGAGAAGCAGAACUCGCAACCGGAAGUUGGAGAAGAAAGAUCGCGUUCCCCAUCCAGGGCAAGCUCGACUUUCGGGGAUAGUAGUUUGGGACAUCGAUACUCAAGUGUAUCUUCUGUCUCAACGCCAACUGGAGUCGGGUCCCCUCUGCCCCUUUCAAGCGUCCAAAAACUCGAGCCAGAACAGGUCGCGACAACUCCCUCCCCGAGGCGCCUUUCUCCCGAGCGUUCACGUUCAACGUCGCCGACAAAAGGGCUUGGAGGCUUUGUGCAGAGCGCCAUGAUGAAGCGAUCGGAUAGUGUCUCGAAGCGAUGGAGUGCUCAGUUACCGUCAGGGGUAAACCGAGGCUAUUCAUUUGCCACCAACCGCAAUAGCAUUGCUGGUCCAGCGUAUGGCGAUGUGCAUACGCCUGCAUCUCCGUCGAGGCUUGGCCGCGAGGACCCGUUCCUUGCGUCCAAGAGGCCAAGUUCCAGCCACAGUGAGGCAACGAUUGUCCACAAUGCGAAGGAGAGUGAAAGGCCAGCAACGCCGCCAAUGGUGAACAAGGCAGAGGGAGACGAACCUACCGCCAGACCCACACUUCACAUGAGAGCUCCCAGUGCAUUAAGCGGAAAUGGACACGACUCCGACUCGACUUCGUUGCCGUCUGCGAGCCCCGUUGUCUCGAGGACCAUGGAUCCCAGGCGCUGGAGUCCCACAAAAUCGACAUGGCUGGAGAGCGCUCUUAAUCGACCUGACUCACCAAAGCACAAAAGGCAGCCCUCACAGCAAACCUCAUGGGCGAAAGAUCGACAAUCAAGGGCAAGCGUCGACCUGGGCCGCGUGAAUAGCUUCAAGGAAGUCACUACGGUCGGCCUCAUGCGUUCAGCUGCACCUGGUAGUCACUAUAAGUCUCCGAGUGUUUCUGGGAUCCCGGAUCUACCAAGUAAUCUUGAUAUCAACAAACCUAAGGAAUCCAAAGACCAGCCGUUGUCCAACCCUGAAGAUAGCGAGACCAAGCCUACAGAGACACCCAAGGUUGAAACUGCACCCGACCUUGAAACUACACCCAAGGGUGAGGAUCCUCACGAAUCCGUGGAUACUAAGCCCGAAGCUUCUCCUACAGAGCAAGAGGGUGGACCGGAAGGCAAGACCGAGGAUGCUCCAACACGCAAACGUGCACCUUCCCUCCUAGUACCCGUUAACAAAACUGACAUCUGUCCACCUCUCUCAUCUCCUCGAGACCCUUUAUUGAACAGACCAAAGCCACUAUCUCCUGUGAUAGAUUUCCGGGCCAAUUUGCGAAAGCGAGAAAUUAUCAAAGAUGAAGCACCGAAACAGGAACCGGAGUUCAAGAACGUGUUUGGCAAAUUAAAGAAAGCCGAGUCUUCGACUUACGUUGCCCCCGAUGAGCUCAGAAAUAAUAUUUUGAAGGGCAAAGCAGCGCUGAAUGCGACAGGCGGCCCGAAGAAGACUCCAAAGGUUGAUGAUCUGAAGGAAAGUAUCUUGAAGCAGAAAGAGGCAAUCAAAGCGAGCGGAGGCUCACUGAGGCGUAACACGGCCGGAGAACUCGAUGCUCCUGCGAAAAUGAUUCCAGAAGCAAUUGCCAAACGAAAUAACAUAUCUAAAUCUAGCAACAGCAGUAGGAGCACUCAUUCGGUUGGUGACUUGACUUCGCCGUCAUCUGAGGACUACCCAACACCGAACGGUCUCACGAAUGACCAGCAAUCUCCUUCUUCCGCGCCUAACGACGAGCAGGCGCAGGAGGCCCAGAGCUCACAGACUGCAGCAGAGGUUUCAGAGCCAAAUGGACCGAAAGACCAGGUUGAAGAUUUGGCAUCUACUGAGGCUGGAAAUGUGGAGACCAAGGGCGACGAUUCUGAGAAUCAGUUGAUCACACACACAGCGGUCGCCGCAGAGAACACUGAGAUAAGGAACAAGCAGAUUGAAGAGGCCAUCAAACCGGUGCGUGCUCUGCCGUCGGGGAUUGUUGCGGAGGCUGCAGAAACGCCUGCUGCUACUGAAGGUCUUGCUACUAAAGGUAAACUCGCAGGCCGAAUAAACCCUGCCUUGGCAGGUCUUUUGUCUCGCGGCCCUCCUAUUAUCGGCGGGAACUCAAACAAGCACUUGUCGACAGACUCAAUGCGAGAAGGUAGCUCCGAAUUUCCUGGCAGUCAGGCUUCUGCACCUCUUACCCAUAUGACGAAGAACCGUGCGAGGGGGCCAAAAAGGCGCCUACCCAAGCUUGCAGCCACGGAAUCGACGACGCCGCUGGUCAACGAUACUACAACCGUUCCAGAGAACGAUAUCUCUUUAUCUGAUAUUAAUGGGACGGAAUUGCCACCAUCAUCCAGCCAAGAUAUUGCGAAGACUUCUGUUGGCUGGCCGCUUCCUGACGCUGAUACAACCAGCCCCAUGGUCUCUGAGCCGACCCUGCCUCCACUGACGUAUUCAGCCUCCGAAAAUCCAGUGGAAUUCAAGCGAACCAUACCGCAUCUGAUAGAGCGUAGACACGAGCAAAAGCUCGCACACAGGGACUCGAAGUCUUCGAUGGAUAUGAACCCUUCGCCUCCACCCAAGGAAGAUUUGGAGGGCAUUGAAAAUCUCGGAGACUCUCCCUCGAGAAGACCGACUCUACCACCAAAGCCAAGUAUGCCGCCCUCGUCACUCGCCUCAGUGCAAAUACGGAGCUCUCCACGUCAGUAUUCGUCUCCGUCUUCUUCUCCUCUCAGAACAAGCUUUAGGGAGAACCGACUGCAGUCUCCUCGAGCAACUCCGCAGAAGUCCCCGAAGAACUUUUCAUCUGGUGGUUCGAUAGAAAACUCUCGAGAUAAAGCAUUACCUUCUCCUCCUGUUCCUUCUAAAUGGAGCAAAAUCUCUGCCGAUCAACAGUCCUUAUCGACGAGAUCAUCAGUGUCUUUGGUACCCCAGGCCGAGGAAUCCUUUGAAGUCAUUUCGGGCUUUUUCAAGACUUUGCCAAACUCAAACGACCGCGUGAACAUUGACACGCAAUUGAUGCUUACUAGCAAGACCGACGAUCUCCGAAUUAGGACUCUGAAGAGGCAACUUUGGGAGAUUACUGGUGACGGGAAGAGGCAGGACCUUCCUGUUAACCAGGAAUACAUUCUUUACGAAGGAAGUAUGUACCUGUGCGUACACGUUUUUGAUUCGGAAGGAGUUGCACGCUGUGAGACCCAUCUUUGGUGCGGUGACGAUGUGAGUGAUGCGGCCAUGGACGAUGCGCAGCCAUUCUCCCGCAGAGUCGCCAGGGAAAACGGCUGCAAGUUAGAGGUUAUCAAGCAAGGCAAAGAGACUUCCAGAUUCAUACAAGCCCUUGGUGGGAUCCUCAUCACACGCCGUGGGGCUAACUCUCGCUCCAGCUCUUCUGCCAUCUUUAUGCUCUGCGGACGAAAACAUCUUGGUCAAAUGGUAUUUGACGAGGUCAACUUCUCCAGAAGCAAUCUUUGCUCAGGCUUCUCUUAUGUAAUUUCUGCAAUGUUUGGCAAAUUAUACCUGUGGAAGGGCAAAGGAAGUACUGCCGAGGAAAUUGGCGCCGCCCGCCUCAUUGGCAUGGAUCUCGGCCUGACGGGCGAAUUCGAAGAGGUGGCCGAAGGGGAGGAGCCCGAAAGCUUUUUCGAGGUCUUCUCGCACCACAGAGACACCGAAGAGUCCAUGCGCUCAGACUACUGGCGGCUGAAACCGAACCAUGACCAUUUUCGCCUGAGAUUGUUCCGGGUAGACCACGAGCUUGGUCAACGAACAGGCGGUUUUUGGCUUCGACGAGUGUCGGGGUCAGCUUCCCCUGUGAUUCGACCAAAUGACACCGUUCAGGAAAUUGUGCCAUUCUGCCAGAAAGACAUCACGGCCAAAGGAAUCUACAUUUUGGACACCUUCUUCGAGAUUUAUGUUAUUGUUGGUGAACAAGCAUCUCAACGACCUGCCGAAUUCGCAUCAGCAGUAGUAUUUGCGCACGAGUAUGGCAUUCUGGCUGCUUCCCUUCAAGAUCGACCAUUCAUUCCCAACAGUCUUGUCUCCAUCGGAGGUAUUCCCGAGUCGGCUCGUAGCGCAUUUCGCAAAUGGGACAAGCCAUCCGGACAAAUGCGUCCGCGAGUGUUUCCUCUAAACGCGGCAAUUGAGUCUAUUCGCUCCUGA